UCAAUGAAGUAGUAAAAGGGGGGAACAUCUGUGGCAGAAGAGAAGGAAAGGUUUUGAGCCUUUGAGUGAGCGUUUGCUUUGGUUGGGUUCCCUUCUUUUAUUUACCGAAUUCAAGAGUUGACCAAUAUCUAAAAUAAGAAAAUGAAGUUAAUAAUUGGCAUUGGAGGAGUGACCAACGGUGGGAAGACCACUUUGACAAAUAGGCUACUAAAGACAUUACCCAACUGUUGUGUGGUGCAUCAGGAUGAUUUUUUCAAGAAACCCGAUCAAAUAGAAGUCGGGGAGGACGGCUUUAGACAGUGGGAUGUGAUCACGGCUCUGGACAUGGAGGCUAUGGUCAACACUGUGAAAGGCUGGCAAGAGAACCCGGUCAAGUUUGCCCGCUCCCAUGGCAUCAGCCUGGCACCUGAAUCCGACUCGGAGAAUGGGAUCCAUUUUCUCAUCGUGGAGGGAUUCCUCAUCUAUAACUACAAGCCUCUUCUUGACGUCUAUGACAAAUGUUUCUACAUUUCCGUUCCUUAUGAGGAGUGCAAAAGGAGGAGAAGUACAAGGACAUACACAGUCCCCGAUCCCCCCGGCCUCUUCGACGGCCAUGUCUGGCCCAUGUACUUGAAACACAGGAAAGAGAUGGAGAGCAAAUGCGACAGAAUAGAGUACCUUGACGGGAUGACAUCAAAGGAAGACAUGUACAACAAAGUAUAUGAAAGCAUUCAGAACUCCCUGCUGAACAACUUAUAGCAGGACGGGGAUGACAGAGGACUUGUGUAUAGACUUGUAAAUAUAAUUUUGAGUAAAUGUGCAACAUCAAUUCUGUACUUCUAGCCUAUAUGAUUUCUGAUUUGUAAAUAGUUAAUCAUGUAACUUAUUAAGAACUAACGGCAGAAGCGUUGUGUUUUGUAUAAUCCUGUGUAACUUUUUUUUCUAAAAGAUAAGCCACCUCUGGAUUACCCAGUGUUGAACAUCAGGGACAGAUCUAAACUCUGAUCUUGUUGUAUUAUACAUCAAAGUGAAAUACCCACUGGGAGGAAGGAUUUUUGUCUCACAACAUAAAGAAAUGACUGAAUCCAC
Thunnus maccoyii (southern bluefin tuna) is the source of this 1068-nucleotide messenger RNA. Its product is annotated as nicotinamide riboside kinase 2-like. Gene Ontology annotation, cellular component: cytoplasm. The coding region runs from base 142 to 738 and encodes 198 amino acids. The record is from RefSeq and is a predicted model, not a curated record. NCBI's taxonomy places the organism in Eukaryota, Metazoa, Chordata, Actinopteri, Scombriformes, Scombridae. The transcript has 8 exons.